This is a messenger RNA of Sinocyclocheilus grahami, 1095 nucleotides long. Its product is annotated as gonadotropin-releasing hormone II receptor-like. Gene Ontology annotation, biological process: cellular response to hormone stimulus; G protein-coupled receptor signaling pathway. The record is from RefSeq and is a predicted model, not a curated record. The transcript is spliced from 3 exons. Bases 5 to 1003 code for a protein of 332 amino acids. Gene Ontology annotation, molecular function: G protein-coupled receptor activity; peptide binding. Gene Ontology annotation, cellular component: plasma membrane. NCBI's taxonomy places the organism in Eukaryota, Metazoa, Chordata, Actinopteri, Cypriniformes, Cyprinidae.
UCAGAUGCUGUUUUUGUGUCUUCACGCAGGUGCAGAUCAGAGCGGUGUGAUGUCUGAUAACACGUCACUGCCGUCUGUGUCUAACGCGUCUCUCCCGCCGCUGCUGACGGACUGGACGGCGCCCUCCUUCACUCCCGCGGCUCAGGCCCGGGUCGCAGCCACCAUGGUGCUCUUCCUGUUCGCCGCUGUCAGUAACCUGGCGCUCCUCAUCAGUGUGUCGCGCGGUCGGCGUCUGGCGUCUCACCUGCGUCCUCUCAUCAUCAGCCUGGCGUCGGCCGACCUGAUGAUGACCUUCAUUGUGAUGCCGCUGGACAUGGUGUGGAACGUGACAGUGCAGUGGUACGCCGGAAACGGGCUCUGUAAGCUGCUGUGUUUCCUGAAGCUCUUCGCCAUGCAAACCUCCGCCUUCAUCCUGGUGGUCAUCAGUCUGGACCGGCAUCACGCCAUCCUGCGGCCGCUAGACUCACUCAACGCCCACCACAGGAACAGGAGGAUGCUACUGCUGGCCUGGAGCCUCAGUGCGCUGAUCGCAUCGCCACAGAAAGAAAGAAGAAACCACGACAUAAGAGAAUAUGGCUUGGAAGACGUGGACUCUCUGAUCGCUGAUGCUGUGUUUGUGUCUGCAGCGGGCGAGUCUCUGAGACGCAGCGGCACAGACAUGAUCCCGAAGGCCCGGAUGAAGACGCUGAAGAUGACCAUCAUCAUCGUCCUGUCGUUCGUGGUCUGCUGGACGCCCUACUAUCUGCUGGGCAUCUGGUACUGGUUCCAGCCGGAGAUGCUGAAGGUCACGCCCGAGUACAUCCAUCACCUGCUCUUCGUGUUCGGCAACCUGAACACCUGCUGCGACCCGGUGAUCUACGGCCUCUACACGCCCUCGUUCCGCGCCGAUCUCGCCCGCUGCUGCCGCUGCCGGACGCCCGCAGACUCGCCGUGCUCUCUGGACCGGCUCUCGGCCCGACACGGAGAACACGAGUCUGACCCGGCCAGCGUGAAGAGCGCAUAAACCACGUCUCAAUCCUCACGACUCCAGUUCACGACGGGUUUGACGGAGCGUCUGCAUCAGAACACGCUUCAGACUCUGAAGAGCCCAGGUUA